Daphnia pulex (common water flea) is the source of this 1170-nucleotide messenger RNA. Its product is annotated as 28S ribosomal protein S2, mitochondrial-like. The record is from RefSeq and is a predicted model, not a curated record. Bases 98 to 1123 code for a protein of 341 amino acids. Gene Ontology annotation, biological process: translation. NCBI's taxonomy places the organism in Eukaryota, Metazoa, Arthropoda, Branchiopoda, Diplostraca, Daphniidae. Gene Ontology annotation, cellular component: ribosome; mitochondrial small ribosomal subunit. The transcript is spliced from 6 exons. Gene Ontology annotation, molecular function: structural constituent of ribosome.
GUUGUUGACGAAAGGUUGACAUUCAUUUUCGAGCACCCAUUUAGGCCAUUUUUUCUCGAUUCGUUGUUAUUUAUACAACACAAAUACACAAUAAACGAUGGAGUACGAGGCUGCUGUGAAAGGCCGUUUAAAAUUGAAAGGAACUGCUAAUAAAGAUAUUCAAAAGAAACUUAAGAAGAAGAACAAGGAAAAGGCUAAGAAUGAUGGAGAGUCUUCUAAAACUAAAGAGCAAAAUGAAACCCCACAAUCAUACAAGCAGCCUGUGGUUAAAACAAAGGCUCAAUUGAAGUUUGAACAGAUGAAGGAGGAACAACAGAAAAAGCGAAUUCUAGAAAAGGCCUCUAAGACUCACAAGCAACGUGUUGAGGAAUUUAACAGACAUCUUGACAGUCUAACAGAGCAUUUUGAUAUUCCUAAAGUUUCUCCUGGAAAUUUGAACGCAACAGCUUUGAAAGUUAAUCAACCAACUGAGCUUAAAGAGAGGGAAUUGAAGGAAAUCACAAAUCCUCUCCGAUUUCCUGAUUAUUUUGGUGUAAGGAAUCUGUUCAGACUGAAGGAUUUGUUUGAUGCAAAAGUGCACUAUGGACACAAGGAUGGAACACUGCAUCCCAAUAUGAAACCCUACAUUUUUGGAUCUCGACUAGGUCACAUCAUCUUUGAUUUGGAUAAAACAACUGAACUGUUACAAGAUGCACUCAACUUCACAGCCCAUAUAGCCUAUAAAGGAGGAAUAAUUUUAUUUGUAUCUCACUAUCCACAACACACUUUAACAGUAGAAAAUGCAGCAAAAGAAGCAGGGGAAUAUGCUCAUGCAAGAGAAUGGGAUUUCCAUCUCUUGACAAAUUCUGAAAAGAUUUAUAAAGGUGUAACCCGAUUACCUGAUCUUAUCAUUAUGGUUUCCACAUUGAACCCCCAGAUGCAGGAACACACUGCUGUCAGGGAUGCAGCCAAAAUGUGUAUUCCAACUAUAGGAAUUGUGGACUCAAACAGCAAUCCAAAUUUGAUAACUUAUCCAGUACCGGGUAAUGACGAUUCCCCAACAGCAGUUCGGUUAUAUUGUAAUUUGUUUCGCGAUGCCAUCUUGUUGGGCAAAUCUAAAAAAUCAGAAGUACCAUCAUCUUAGAUCCUAGAGUAUUUUUUGUGAAGUAUAAUAAAAUGGAUUUCACGACA